Molecule: messenger RNA, 602 nt
Organism: Lacerta agilis (Sand lizard)
Lineage: Eukaryota; Metazoa; Chordata; Lepidosauria; Squamata; Lacertidae
Exons: 3
Coding region: 102-602 (166 amino acids)
Biological process (GO): fatty acid biosynthetic process
Molecular function (GO): fatty acid synthase activity
Source: RefSeq, a predicted model, not a curated record
AGUAGUCACCAAUUAAAAAUAAAUAUUUACAACUCUGCCUUCUUUUCCACAGGAUGAUUGCCUUAUUCAGUGACCAACGCAAAUAGAAAAAUAAAGUAAAGAUGGCGUCUGAGAAUGAAAUAGCUAUUGUGGGUAUAGGAUGCAACUUUCCUGGAGGUGAAGGAAUUGACAGUUUCUGGAAAGUGUUAGAGAAUGGCAGAAACUGCACUACAGAAAUACCUCCAGAAAGAUUUAACAUUAGAGAGUGGUAUGAUCCAGGUGACGACAAACCAGGUAAAAUACGUACAACUCGUGCUGCUCUUCUUGAUGAAUUGAAUGCAUUCGAUAACAAGCUGUUUGGCAUCAGCAAUGAGGAAGCUGAGCGUAUGGAUCCUCAGCAAAAGUUACUCAUGGAAUGUACCUACAGAGCGCUGGAAGAUGCAGGAGUCACUCAUGAAAACAUUAGUGGUACCAAAACAGGGGUUUUUGUUGGUAAGAUAAUAGUAACGAUGCAGAAGAUUUUGUAUAUUUACAUUGCAUACCAUCUAUCUGCUUUAGAGGUGGCCACACAACAAUCCAUGUUGAUCUUUCAAUGCAUACGCCACUUUCCUCAUUGGGUGUAG